This is a messenger RNA of Lagopus muta (rock ptarmigan), 1246 nucleotides long. RefSeq names its product spermatogenesis associated 4 (gene SPATA4). Bases 126 to 815 code for a protein of 229 amino acids. Gene Ontology annotation, biological process: regulation of cytoskeleton organization; negative regulation of execution phase of apoptosis. Lineage: Eukaryota; Metazoa; Chordata; Aves; Galliformes; Phasianidae. The transcript has 6 exons. Gene Ontology annotation, cellular component: axoneme. Gene Ontology annotation, molecular function: microtubule binding. The record is from RefSeq and is a predicted model, not a curated record.
GCGGACAAACACAGCCGGUACCACGCGGCGCCUCACACAACCCGCACACCACACGCGCUCCGCUUCCUGCGUGGGCCGCCUCGUGACGGCAGCGCCACGAGGCGGCGAGUGCAGCCCUGCUAGCUAUGGCCCUCCGACAACCGGAGCUGCCUCGCCCCGUGCUCCGCUGGCUGCUGAGCCUCGGCCUCUCCGUCAGCCCACGGAACUACCGCAGGGAUUUCUCCAACGGGUACCUGGUGGCGGAGAUCCUGUCUCGCCGCUUCCCCGCCCACGUCCGGCCCGACGCCUACACGAACGGCUGCUCGCUGGCCACCAAGCUGAGCAACUGGUCCCGGCUGCGGCGGUUUUUGGCAAAGCAAGAGUUCGACAUCACACAGGAGCUGAUAGACGGAACGAUUCACUGUAAGCCCGGAGCGGCAGAGCGUCUGCUGCGAGAGCUCUGCUCCGCGCUGACCAGCAGCCGAAUUGGAAGUCUUCAAGAGAGGCAGAUUGACUUUACAGACUGCUGUUACCAGACACAGCUACCAGUAGCUGCCAGAGCAACAGCUUCCACAGCCAUCAAGAGUAACAUCAGGUUGACAGAGAUGCUGGUAGAACCCAGCAUCUGCACCAAUAGACAGAAGGCCAUUACCAUCAUUAACAUGCACAUAGGAAUGAGGAUGCAAGAGAGGGCAGAGAAUCCACGACGGUUUAACAUUAAACCAAGUUUUGGACAGCGUGUGGUUCACCAUUUGGAUUGCAUCAUACCCUCUACGAACACAGCUAGUAUCCCAAAGCACCAUUUGUUACCUCAUGUAAGUUUCUUUCCCCCUUAAUGGAAAACAGAAAUGAAAAAAGUGAAGUCUUCUGCAAAUUGUGGUCCAUUCUUCUUUUCUGAGACCGGAUCUGCAGCAAUUACUCUUUAAUUCCCAGUGCACUGCAUGAUCUUAUGAUGCAGACUACCAAUAACAAAUCACAAAACCAUGGCAAUCAGUAAAUAAAAAUCUAUGCGAAGUGUUUGUUUCUGGUCCAUCACACUACACUUAUAACUAACAUAAGAUGUAAAAAGAAAGCACUUUAAUGUACAUAAAGAACUUUAAUAACAUCACUACAUUUUCUGUUCCUUACAAAGGCUUCGUUAAAAAAAAAAAAGGUUUUAUAAAUACGUCUUAGAUUUCAUUGAGAGUAUACAGGGGGACAAAGUGCCAAAGAUGAACUUCUUAGAAAAUAUACUAUUAUAAUCCAGACAUUCAAACCUAUCUUAACA